Molecule: messenger RNA, 454 nt
Organism: Bursaphelenchus okinawaensis
Lineage: Eukaryota; Metazoa; Nematoda; Chromadorea; Rhabditida; Aphelenchoididae
Source: the annotation of a GenBank genome assembly
AUGAGGUAUAAGAGGUUGUACUACGUCUACUAUGUGAUUAUGGUGUGUUUGGUUUUGGUUUUUUAGGUUCUUGUUGUAGGGUUUUGAAGGUUAUGUUGUGUUAGAAGUUGUGGUGAUUACGGAAAGUGUCCUAACAUGUUAUAAUACAAGUUAUGAUGUAAAGCCAGUCAAUAAUAACCUUCUUAAGACUAAAACAUCUUUUUAGAUCCUCUGCAUAUUGGCGUUAACAUUCCAAACAGCUGACUAUGUCGAAGAAACAGUCGAUUCCUUACUGACCGAUCCACGACAACUUGGCUCCGAAUACGACAUCUGGCAAACGUACGAUGAAGGGGUACGCAGAGUGAUCAAGAUUGGCGUUAUGUACUUUAUGAUGCUGGUCCAUUUGAUGAUCUUCUACGUUUACCGCGACUAUUGCUUCGUUUGUGAUUAUCCAAAAGGCUAUGAACAUAGUUAA